Messenger RNA from Triticum turgidum subsp. durum (durum wheat), 735 nucleotides. The record is from the annotation of a GenBank genome assembly. Lineage: Eukaryota; Viridiplantae; Streptophyta; Magnoliopsida; Poales; Poaceae.
AUGGCGAGCAGCGUGGGGGGAGAUGCCGGGGAAGGGGAGUGGCUCAAGGUCGCCGAGCUGAGGGCCAUGGCGGGAGCCCAGGACCCGCAUGUCAAGGAGGUGGACAACCUGACGCUCCGGAGGUUCCUGCGCGCGCGUGGCCACGACGUGGGCAAGGCCUCGGCGAUGCUGCUCAAGUUCAUGGCGUGGAGGCGGGAGGCCGUGCCGGGGGGCGUCGGCGCCGUCAUGCCGGCGGAGCUGGUGCGGGCGGAGCCGUCGCGCGAGUUGGCCUCCAUGGGCGGGGUCGACCGCGCAGGCCGCCCCGUCCUGCUCGCCUUCCCGGCCAAGCACUUCUCCGCCAACCGGGACAUGGCCGGCUUCAAGCGGCUCGUUGUGUACCUGCUGGACAGUGUCUGCUCGAGGAUCCCACGGGGGCAGGACAAGUUCAUCGUCGUGGUGGACCUCAAGGGGUGGGGGUACGCCAACUGCGACGUGCGCGCGUACGUGGCGGCCAUCGAGAUCAUGCAGAGCUACUACCCGGAGCGGCUGGGCAAGGCGCUCAUGGUCCACGUGCCCUACAUCUUCAUGAAGGCCUGGAAGAUGGUGUACCCCUUCAUCGACGCGAACACCAGGGACAAGUUCGUGUUCGUGGACAACAAGAGCCUGGAGGGGGCGCUGCGGCGGGAGAUGGACGAGAGCCAGGUGCCGGAGAUGUACGGCGGGAAGCUGCCCGUUGCCCCCCUCACCGACGACUAG